CUCGCUCCAUUGUGGCCGCCGGCGAGCCCCCCGCUGCAUGAACAGUCCCCGGCCGCGGGCUGCCAUUCUUCCAAAAUUACAGCCAGCGCUCAAUGGGAACGACUCCUCGGCGGUCGAUGAGCUUCUAUAAAACCGACCCUGGCGUUGGCUGACGAGGAGCGCACAACAUGGAGCGCUCCAACGAGGAGAGCACCGAUGGCUCGUCCAUCAAGCCGGUGUCCUCACUCCGCAGUCAUUUUGAGAACAUGCUCAGUACGAACAAGUCGCCCGCGCCCACAACCCCGCGCCAGCCCUCCCCCGCCGCAGUCGACUGCCUCGCCAUGCCAGAGGACCACAGGAAGAUGAACGGGCGGAAAUCGUUGGACAUUCCAAGGGAAAACGGAGGGCGCACCUCAACACCAAAUUUAGCCGACUACAGCGGGACUGGUUCGACUACUCCGCGGGGCAGAACGCCAGGGUCGCCGUGGAGCAAUUCAAAGCCUCGGCCGACGUCGAUGGUGGCUUUCUCUCCGCCCAGGUCGCCCACCAGAUCACCCCCGAGAGUGACCGUGCAAUCCCCCAAGUCACCCCCAAUACCCUCCGAGCCGCACAUCCACUCUCCGCUCCCCUCGCGAACCCUCCCGCCUGCGUCUGUGGACUCCCCUACUCAUGCCCAACCGAUUUCGAACGGAACGAAGACUUUCAAGGUACCCAGCAGACAUGCCACGCCAGUUUUAGAGUCGAAACACUUCUUCCCCGCCAGCCCUGUAGCAAGUCCUUCGGGCGAUCCCCGUAAAAGCGGCACGUUCGAACGCCCUGCGGCUCCUGCGUCUUCUGUUCCACCGCCCAUCAAUCGCGCUGGGAAACCAAAGAUCUUGAGCAAGUCGCACUCUGUAGAACCUUCCGCGAGGACGACAUUAGCCCCUGGUCACAGCGCGGAAGGAAUGGCGGAGAGUGUCUCACCGUUUAGCACUCCACCAAGCAGCAGUGAGGGCAGCGUAAAGGAGGAGUCGCCAUCUCUGGAGCCUGGGCUUUCGAAACCCAGAGGUGCCGCUCCAAAAGAGAGCUACUUUCCCCCUCCCCCUGUGCAUCAUUCUUUGGUUGAGAGACUUCCCUCGUCAGAUCCUCGCGCCAUAGUGGGCAACCCGCCCUUAAAAUUCGCGCCUCAGUCUCGUGCAAAUCCCCCGAGCGACCGUCCUGAAGACCGGCCUGCGUUGCCAGCGCGGCGAGAGAAGGACAAUGUAGACCUGAGGAAGAGCAUGGUGAUCCAGAGGCCUUUGUUGCCUGAACCUCCGAUUCGGCGAUCCAUGGAUACAUUUCGGCCAGCUGCCCUUGUCGCGGAAACCAAUAACAAGUUCAUGCCUCCCCCUAGGCGUAUUCAGGCAACGGCCGCAGCAGCACCCACAAAAUCGUUAGAGCCUCCGAAACCACCUCCGCCGCGCAAUUCCGGAGAAUUCAAGAGACCAAACCAGGUCCCGGCGCAAGCCUCGACGCAGACCCCAGCGCAAGCCUCCCAACCGUACACCUAUGAUUCAGAUGACACGGAUACAGCUAACGAGAAACCCACGACCGCUCUUACCGACUACCCGGACUCAUCGCAAGCCAAUCGAAGACCGCCGGUGUUCCAAGAAGGUACCUCUUUGAUCCCCACCGGCUAUGAGACGAAGCUCUUCGCCAUCUGCGGGGAGUACAUAUGCACAACCGGCUAUGUCACGAACGUGUGGAACGUGUUGAAUGGUAGGCUGUUGAUGAGUCAAAGUCAUGGAGAAACUGUCAAGGCUACGUCAGUGGCAUUCAGGCCCGCUAAGAACGUGGACGACGAAGGCAAGCGGCUAUGGCUCGGCACGAAUAUCGGCGAGAUGCACGAGCUCGACAUCCCAACGCAGAGUCUAGUGCACACAAAGUCCAAUGCUCAUAAAGGUUCGCCAGUGUUGAAGAUAUUCCGCUAUGCCUCAGAGAUGUGGUCUCUCGACGAUGAUGGGAAGCUCCACAUCUGGCUUCCCGACGAGACGGGAUCACCUACCCUUCAGCAGACGCCGUCUACAUUUCGCGUACCCCGAGGCCACACCUUCUCGAUCAUAUCGGGAUCUCAGUUGUGGAUCGCUUUUACAAAGGAGAUCCGGGUCUACAAUCGGACGGUCGACAAUAACUACUUUCAGCAGAUGACUCAAGGUAGCCUCUCGCAGCAGAACGUGGGAGACGUCACCUCGGGCGCAAUACUCAGCAGCCAGCCGGAUCGCAUAUACUUUGGACACACGGACGGCAAAAUUACAAUAUACGCCAAGAAGAAUUUUGAGUGCUUAGGGGUCAUCAACGUGAGCUUGUACAAGAUCAGCUCGUUGGUGGGUGUGGGCGACUAUUUAUGGGCUGGCUAUAGUACCGGGAUGAUCUACGUCUACGACACGAGUAGCACGCCGUGGAAGGUGAUGAAGGACUGGAAAGCUCACGAGAAGCCCAUUGCGGGUAUCAUCGCAGAUCGGACGAGUAUUUGGAAGCUCGACAGGUUGCAAGUUGCCUCACUAGGCACGGACAGCAUGCUGCGAAUUUGGGACGGCAUGCUGAGGAAUGACUGGCUAGAAACCCAAAUGCAGCAACGCGACGCUGAAUACUGCGACUUCCGAGAGAUCUCGGUCAGAGUAAUGACCUGGAAUGCGGGUGCAACAAAACCCACGAGCCUACGGCAUAACGAGCAAGAUCAGAACUUCUUCAGGGAACUGCUGCAGCCAGAAGAUCCCCCAGACAUUCUUGUCUUCGGGUUCCAGGAAUUGGUGGAUCUGGAAGAUAAGAAAAUCACGGCCAAGAGCUUCUUCAAGAAGAAGAAGAGCAGAGAGGCAACGGAGAACGAACACAUGUCUCACCAGUACCGCGCAUGGCGCGACCACCUGAUGCGUGUCCUCGACGAGCACUCUCCGCGCCAGAACUACACUCUCCUACACACCGCCAACCUGGUCGGCCUCUUCACGUGUGUAUUCAUCAAGGCAUCCGAACGCUCAAAGAUCCGCGACGUUUGCGCUGCUGAGAUCAAGCUCGGCUUCAGCGGACGCGUUGGCAAUAAGGGUGCUCUGGUAGUCCGAUUCUUCCUCGACGACUCCUCCCUUUGCUUCAUAAACUGCCAUCUUGCGGCUGGGCAAACACAGACAACGCAUCGUAACAACGACGCCGCCGCUAUCAUGGAAGCGGCGCCUCUACCGCGGAACCGCUCUCCGUCCGACUGCGCGAACUUCUUCGUCGGUGGUGGAGAUGGAUCCAUGAUCCUCGAUCACGAAAUCUGUGUCUUGAAUGGUGAUCUCAAUUACCGGAUCGAUUCGAUGCCUCGGGACACCGUCAUCAGUGCAGUGAACCAAGGGAAUCUGGCCAAGCUGCUUGACCGCGAUCAAUUACUUCUAUCGCGCAAACGAAAUCCUGGCUUCCGACUACGAGCCUUCAACGAGGCGCCUAUUAAUUUCCCGCCAACGUACAAAUACGACGUCGGUACUGAUAAUUACGACACGUCAGAGAAGAGGCGCUCUCCAGCUUGGUGCGAUAGACUGUUGUAUCGCGGGCUGGGCCGAAUCAAGCAGGUCGAUUACCGUAGGCACGACUGCGUCAAAGUGUCAGACCACAGGCCAGUCAGCGGCAGGUUCAAGGUUCGGGUCAAGACGAUUAGCGACAAGAGGCAGAUGACGGCCAAGGACAAGGUCGAGGUGGAGUUUGAGGCCGUGAAGAGGAGGAUCGCUGGAGACAUAAAGCUCGAUUACCUGAUUAACGUGUUCGGACUGUCGACGAAGGAGGCGCAGAGGCUUCUGAAAGGAUCAUGAAAAGCCGGCCGUUGGCUUGAUACCAUUAUUUUGUGCUAUAGUGAGCGUUCUCGCGGGCUGCAUAGGGCAUUAGGGUACUGUUGUGGGAGCCUUCUCCGUGGGCAACUUGGGGCGAGGAUUGUGGCAGCCAUGUCAUGUGUUAGCGUGCGAUCAUGGUGACGUC
Molecule: messenger RNA, 3939 nt
Organism: Trematosphaeria pertusa
Lineage: Eukaryota; Fungi; Ascomycota; Dothideomycetes; Pleosporales; Trematosphaeriaceae
Product: DNase I-like protein
Exons: 4
Coding region: 168-3776 (1202 amino acids)
Biological process (GO): phosphatidylinositol dephosphorylation
Molecular function (GO): protein binding; phosphatidylinositol-4,5-bisphosphate 5-phosphatase activity
Source: RefSeq, a predicted model, not a curated record